This is a messenger RNA of Solanum dulcamara, 1765 nucleotides long. Its product is annotated as premnaspirodiene oxygenase-like. The record is from RefSeq and is a predicted model, not a curated record. The coding region runs from base 45 to 1574 and encodes 509 amino acids. Gene Ontology annotation, molecular function: heme binding; oxidoreductase activity, acting on paired donors, with incorporation or reduction of molecular oxygen; iron ion binding. The transcript is spliced from 2 exons. Lineage: Eukaryota; Viridiplantae; Streptophyta; Magnoliopsida; Solanales; Solanaceae.
AGAAGAGACAUUGUUAAAUUAAAGUAGCCUCUCUUUAACACAUUAUGGAAGACUACUUCUUCAUUGUCAUCAUAUUUCUCAUUUCUCUACAUUUACUUAUUGUGUUCGUUAAAACGCACAAAAAAGCGAAAAAAUUACCUCCGGGUCCAUGGAAACUUCCGAUCAUCGGAAACUUACAUCAGCUCGGAAUCUCCCGACCUUACAUCACACUCAAGGGAUUAUCGGAGAAAUAUGGACCGUUGAUGCACCUAAAACUCGGUGAACGUUCAACCAUUGUCAUAUCUUCAUAUAAAAUACUUAAAGAAUUGAUGAAAACAAGUGACGCCGCGCUUUCUCAUAGGCCGGAGCUCCUUGUGUCGAAGACCGUGGCAUACAAUGGUGGAGACAUUGCUUUUGCUCCCUACGGUGAUUAUUGGAAACAAAUGCGUAAAAUUUGCUUUUCAGAGCUCCUUAGCACGAAAAGAAUUCACUCGAAUUAUCCCCUUAUGGAGGAGGAGAUUUCGCUUUUAAUGAAAUCUAUUAAGGAGUCAUCGAUUGAAGGUACCUUAAUUAAUGUGUAUGAGUGUCUUAACUCCCUCACUUGUGCUAUUAUUUGUAAGGCUACCGUUGGAACGACUUGUAACGAUUCGGAUUCAUUGAUGUCCACGCUAAGAAAAAUAACACCGCUCGUGGGACUUUUUAAUAUGUCGGAUUUGUUCCCCUCCCUCGAGUUUCUCGGUAAAUUCUUUCCAGGAUCUAAUCAAAAGUUACUAAAAAUGCAUCAUGAAUUCAUUGAUUGCCUUCUAGAAGAUAUUGUCCACGAACACGAAGAAAGCAUACGAAAAAAUAAUGUUGAUGGGGAAGAUCUUUUGCACCUUCUUCUAAGGCUCGGAGAGAAGGAGAGCCACAAUUUUCAAAUCCCUAUAACAAGAGAUAACAUCAAAGCUACUGUCUUUAAUAUGUUUAUCGGUGGGACGGACACGACAUCAAUUUUAGUGGAAUGGGCCAUGGCCGAAUUAAUGAAGAAUCCAAUAAUGAUGAAAAAAGCCCAAUUUGAAGUCAGAGAGACUUUAAAAGGAAAAAAAAGUGUUGAUCAUAAUGAUGUACAAAAUUUGAAAUACUUGAAAUUGGUUGUUAAAGAAACUCUAAGACUUCAUCCUCCUGGUCCCUUAGCCGUACCAAGAGAAUCAACCGAGGAAAUCGCGAUAAACGGGUACAUUAUUCCUAAUAAAACAAUAUUCUUAAUGAAUUUGUACGCAAUGGGAAGAGACCCUGAAUAUUGGCGCGAUCCAGACAAAUUCAUGCCUGAUCGAUUCAACAAUUAUGUCGAUAAGGACGUUGAUGAUGUGAAAAUGAUCAAAGGAUCAUCAAGUGUUCCUAUGGAGUUCUUGGGAUUUGGAUUUGGAAAAAGAGUUUGUCCAGGAAUGUUAUUUGCUACAGCAAGUAGUGAGCUUACAUUGGCUAGAUUUCUCUACCAUUUUGAUUGGAAACUUCCUAAUGGUAUGAAUCCAGAAGAUUUAGAUAUGACUGAAAGUUUUGGUGCUGCUGCUACUAGGAAAAACACCUUGUACUUGGUUGCUACACCCUAUGACUAACAAAUUUCCUAAUGCCAUCAAUCUAUGUGACAUCUUUCGAAUUUUGAGAGUCAAAUUAUUUUUAUCAGGUAUUGUUUUAAUUGAUAAUAUGUAAUAAGUUGUACGUAGUUUUAUCCUACAGUGAGGAUCGUGUAUGCAUGUAAUUUCUUUGUUUUAUGUAACUUGCGUUUAAUUUGUUGUCUAUAGUUAUU